CGCCGUCUUCCGGCUCGGUGGUUUCCCUACGGGUCCUCUUGCACGAGCUCGCCUGCAUUGGGACCCGCUCUCAGACCGGCAUGUCGCUCCUCGCGCUCGCGUAUCUCGCCCCGGUGUCCUUCCAGACGGUGGCGUGCGCGCUCCCGGAAGGCCAGUCUUGCACAGCCAUUUACGCUGACAUCCAUGACGGCGACAAGAAGAAGGUGACGAUCGGGAGCGGCCACCUCACCAUCGAGCCUUACGACAACCAGGAGAAGUGGAUCGUCAAGGCGGCCCUCGACACAACGCACUGCAAUGCCUCCAUCGACUUCCGCGUGGCCGGCAAGCCGAACCCGCCUCCUUCCGCGCUCACCGCCACCUAUGUCGUCGGCACCACGGCGGGACCGGGACCGCUCGGACCGCUGCCGCCGGGCGGCGCAGCGCGCAACAGUUUUGGGGAGGUUGUCUUCACCGACCCGACGGGAGCGCUCGGCGGCGGGCUGCCGCUCAAUGUCUGGGUGCUGGUGAACGCCACGCUUGCGGGCGCCGGCAGCGUCGCGCCGCGAAUGAAGCGAAUGUGCGGAGCGAUGUAGAGGUUCUCGCGCCGGCUCGUCCUCAGGCUGCGGAGGCGGGACCCUUUUUACGUGGUAUGUCUG
Molecule: messenger RNA, 635 nt
Organism: Emiliania huxleyi CCMP1516
Lineage: Eukaryota; Haptophyta; Isochrysidales; Noelaerhabdaceae
Exons: 1
Coding region: 81-572 (163 amino acids)
Source: RefSeq, a predicted model, not a curated record